Messenger RNA from Megalops cyprinoides (Indo-Pacific tarpon), 1474 nucleotides. RefSeq names its product cysteine-rich motor neuron 1 protein-like. Gene Ontology annotation, cellular component: extracellular region. Bases 272 to 1321 code for a protein of 349 amino acids. NCBI's taxonomy places the organism in Eukaryota, Metazoa, Chordata, Actinopteri, Elopiformes, Megalopidae. The transcript is spliced from 5 exons. The record is from RefSeq and is a predicted model, not a curated record.
GAGUUGGGGAGCGUACAGAGUAGACAGAGCAGCACAACAGGAGCUGGCAGGCUAACUGCUGGGGGAAGGGUAGAGCUGAGAGCGAAGGAAUUGAAGGAGGAAAGAAAGGGGGGAGAGGGAAGUGUGGUUUUGGCAAGACUCCUUGCAGAGAUGGUUAGUUAGGGUGGGAGGAUCAAGAACGCACCAUAGAGGAGGAGUUGUUUUGUGAAGGAACUGCAGCUCUUUUUUAAUCCCAGUGAAUUUGUGUAGCGCGCGGUGCCCAAGCUAAACCAUGCACACAGACUGGGUGCUGUUGUGGCUCUGGACAUGCUGGCUGGGCCUUUAUUGCCCCACUGAGGGGCAGAAGCAGGCGAGGCCUGGCUUGGGGCAGAACUGCGAUGGGACAUUCGGGGGGCGGUGUGACACCAACCUGACCUGCCUGCCUGUUUACGUCUAUGACUAUGAAUCGGGCACUGGAGUCUGCAGUCCGGCGACCCUGGCCCCGGGCUGCAUCCCCUGCUCUGAAGUGAAGUGUCCCCGGGGGAAACGCAGAUGCCCGAGGGCACAUGUGACGGACCCGUGUGGCUGCUGCUCUGAUUGUGCUCGUCAGAGGGGCCAGGUGUGUGGGGGCCCACACUGGGAGAGGGGGUACUGUGACGGGGGCCUCACCUGUGCCAUGCUUCUGGGACAAGCACGUGCCAUGCCCCCACAAACCGGUGUCUGCAAAGUGCUCCCUGGGAGGCAGCCAGAUGCCCUAGCAGAUCCACUGUGUCCCUGGGUGUGGGGGUGCAAUGUGAGGGUCGGAAACUGCGAUUGCUAUGGCGUGCAGACCUGCCGCAGUUACUUCUCCUACCACAGCCUAGAGGACUGCAGGAAAUCACUUUGGGACUUUGAGCACUAUAUUCCUGGGGAGGAUGAGCUGGAUAAAGAGGAGCCAUGUUGGGAGAAGAGCUGUGAGGUGGAAGAAGGCCAGUGCAUGUGUUAUUGGAGGAUCUGUAAUCCUCACAUUCCCCCCAUCUCUAAAGAAGCCUGUGAAGACCAGCUGAGACGGGGCAAAUGCUAUAAUGUCAGUUGCCCCGAGGUCCCACUUCCUUCCUGCCCCUCGGACUCCUUCUUGAGUGAGCCCUACACGCCACCAGACCAUUGCUGUCCCCUGCUGCCAGCAGCAUGCACUUGCAACUUUGAGACCUGUCCCUCAAAGCCACCCAAAUGCCCCCCAGGCCAGUAUGCCCACCAGCUCACCAGGGGCAACGGUCGUCCAGGCACCUGUUGCCACCGUUACUUGUGUGUACCACGGCAGAGCCAGCUGGACAAUGAGAAGAGGGAUGAGAAAGAGGACUGAACACAUGACCACACACCAAGCUGGACUAACUCAAAUCCUGCCAAGUAUACAGUGCAGUCACAUUGCCUGACUAUAGUUUUCUUCAUGCUCACUUGCAAUAAGUAGUAUUAUUAGUUAUUAUUCUCACCAUUAUUAUUAUUAUUAUUAUUAUUA